CUCUGUAGCUGCAACAAUUAUUGUGCUUUUCCCAACGGUUGAAUCUUCAGAAUGGACGAGUUUCCGAAUGCAGAGGAUGAAUAUGAAAUACGCCAUGCAGAUGAGUUGGAGAUGAUGCGAGAAUUUGAUAAUUUUGAUGAAGAUGCUGCAGCUGCAGAGGCAUCAACUAUUCCUCCUUCCAUCAAAAGAAGCCUUAAUUUUGCAAGUCCACCAUCAUUGGCUGUAAAAAAUACAACUGUAGAUGAAGGUAUUGCAGAAAUGACCCAAUUAGAUGAAAUUCAGAAUGAUGGCUGUAUAAACAGAAAGAGAUCUGCAGACAGGGCAUUUGAUGACAAUCUUGACCAAU
Penaeus monodon (black tiger shrimp) is the source of this 346-nucleotide messenger RNA. RefSeq lists its product as uncharacterized. The record is from RefSeq and is a predicted model, not a curated record. Lineage: Eukaryota; Metazoa; Arthropoda; Malacostraca; Decapoda; Penaeidae.